Indicator indicator is the source of this 1084-nucleotide messenger RNA. RefSeq names its product GPALPP motifs containing 1 (gene GPALPP1). The coding region runs from base 1 to 1059 and encodes 352 amino acids. The transcript has 8 exons. NCBI's taxonomy places the organism in Eukaryota, Metazoa, Chordata, Aves, Piciformes, Indicatoridae. The record is from RefSeq and is a predicted model, not a curated record.
AUGGCCCGUGAGCUCAUCGGCCCCGCGCUGCCGCCCGGCUUCCCGCGCUGCCCCGAGGCGGACCCGGAUGAGGACUUCAGCCAGGUUGCAGGACCAGCACUGCCUCCAGGCUACAAAAGCAGCCGCAGCUCCGAAGCUCCUGGCAGCGAUGACGACUCUGCACCUCUUCCUGUGCACAGAGACACAAACAGAGAUUCUGAAGAGGAGACUGAAGAAAAUCCAACACCCAAAAAACCAAAAAGAAUGCAGGAAGAGGAUGAGGAUGAUGAGGAUGAUGGCUUUUUUGGGCCUGCUCUUCCUCCUGGAUUUAAAAAGCAAGAUGACUCUCCAGAGAGGCCCAUUAUAGGUCCUGCAUUGCCACCUGGCUUUAGGAAACCUUCUCAGGAAACUGACAGUAAUAGAUGUUCCAUAGGACCAUCCAUUUCAUCAGAAUUCCAUGCUCAGGUAACAGAUAGCAGUGAGGAAGAAGACAACAUCAUAGGCCCGAUGCCUGCAAAAGGACCUGUGGAGUCUGACGUGACCAAAGAAUUUGAACGCAGAGCUCAGAGAAUGAAGGAGAAGCUGACUUCAGCAGACAGUGAUGAAGUCAAGCAAAUUACUAGGGAAUCGUGGAUGACAGAGCUUCCACCUGAAUUGAAAAGCUUUGGAUUUGGCCCAAGGACAUUCAAGAGAAGAGCCGAUGACAAAUCAGGAGAUAGAUCUGUUUGGACAGAUACUCCAGCUGACAGAGAGAGAAAAGCCAAGGAAAGAGAAGAGGCAAAAAGGUCCAGUAAGAAUAACGAAGAAAUCGUAUUAUCUGGGAGAGACAAGAGACUUGUUGAGCAGGUGACUUCAUACAAUGAGUCAAAGAGGUCAGAAUCUCUCAUGGACAUACAUCAGAAAAAGCUAAAGAGCAAAGCCUCAGAGGAAAAGAGCAAACCUCAAGAAAGAAGGCCAUUUGACCGAGACCAGGACCUCAAAGUCAAUCGAUUUGAUGAAGCACAGAAGAAAGCUCUUAUAAGAAAAUCCAGAGAUCUGAAUUCUAAAUUUGAGCACAGUAAAGGCAAUAUGUUUUUAUAACAUAAAAGCAUGAAGCUUUCUGGAA